This is a messenger RNA of Phoenix dactylifera (date palm), 1521 nucleotides long. RefSeq lists its product as uncharacterized. Gene Ontology annotation, molecular function: zinc ion binding; nucleic acid binding. The record is from RefSeq and is a predicted model, not a curated record. Lineage: Eukaryota; Viridiplantae; Streptophyta; Magnoliopsida; Arecales; Arecaceae.
GGUGGAGCCAGAGCGUGUCUGUUCACGUCUAGUCUAGUCCUCCAACCCCGCACCCGCCGGUAGAAUUCCGGGAUUCGGCACCGUUCCAGGCUCGGACGGAAAGGCGAACGGCGUCAAGGUGGAGGAGGAAGUUAAACGGGAGGUGCAGCUUUGGGGUGCUUCUAUCUUCUUUGUGCUCUUCGGAAUUAUUAUAUUCAAUUCAAGUUGGGAGGAUCGCAUUCGCAUCGAGAUGGGAUUCUCCUCCUGCUUGAGCAUGAUGGGCUAUGUUUCUUAUGGAUUUGUACGCGAUAAUAAGUCUCUUCAUCUGAGAGAGCCCUCAUCAGUGGGAGGAGGACGACUCCGUUGGUGGCGAAAACGUGGAAGCAGUGGACCAAACUUGGUCGACUCCAGCAUGCCUUUUAUGCUCAAGUCUCCAGUAGGAAGAAGGCUUGUCGCGUCUGCCCUUGAACCUCAGGAGGAGUUCUCAGGAAGAACAAGCCCAAAUGAGGUGAGGAAGGAGAUACAAAGGUGCUAUGAACUUGUACACAAGCUUGGGAGGGGAGUAGUUUAUCUGGGUUCUUCCAGAGUAAAAUCAGACCAUUCACAUUACCAGCAAGCAGCAGAAUUGGCCAGAGAGAUUGCAAAUCUUUUAGACUGCACCACAUGGACAGGUGUUGGUCCUGGUCUCAUGGAUGCUGCCAUUAAAGGUGCUCUUGAAGCAAAGAAGCCAGUUGGUGGAUUCAAGAUAGCAAGGGAAUCAGGUGAAUGGACAACCUCAAACUUCCAUCCCUAUCUCCCUUUGGAAACAUACCUUACGUGCAGGUUCUUCUCAGCAAGGAAACAUGGGUUGGUGGAUGCUGCAGUGAGGAACAAUCCAUCUGACAGGACAGCUGUGGUUGCUUUCCCUGGUGGGAUUGGAACCUUAGAUGAGGUUUUCGAGAUUCUAGCAUUGAUUCAACUGGAGAGAAUUGGGUCUAAACUUCCUAUCCCUUUCCUGCUUAUAAAUUAUGAUUCUUUUUAUUCGAAGCUAUUAGAUUUCAUGGGUGAUUGCGAGAAAUGGGGAACUGUAGCUAGAGGAGAGGUUGCGUCAUUGUGGAAAGUUUGCAAUGGGAAUCUCGAAGCUUUGGAAUACUUGGCAGAGUUUUACAAUAUCCCUCAAAACAAAAUGGAUUAUGAUAUUAGAGUUGGUGCUGAGCUGUCGUGACCAAUUGAGCCUGAAAUCUCAGCUUUUUUUUCUCAAACAAAAGGGGUGUCAACCUGAUUGAGUUGACGCAAUAUCUGCUUGAUACUUGGGUGAGUGUUUAUUGGAUCGGCUGUUCUACUGCUGAAUAAUGGCUUGUAACACUGACACUGUGUUUAUACAAAAUCACAUCAUGAAGAAAGGGACAAUUAGAUCUCUAUUAUGGUCUGUAAGAUAUUAUCCUUUUUUCGUUGAAGAAGUAAUUCUAGCUCGGUCGUUCUACAGCAGAAAGAAGUGAACAGGCUGUGUUAGAUAUUAUUAUUUAGAGAAAAAAAAAAUCUUUCCUGGGGGCAUCGUUUUCA